AUGGCUCUCUGUGAUCUCAAGCGCCGCGAGUGGUCUCGCGCUGUUGACACCACUACCGAGAUCCUUCAAAGGAAUUCCAAGAACACCAAGGCCCUCUAUCGAAGAGGGGUGGCCCGCAUCGGUCAGGGUAAGCUGCGUGAAGCGCGCGAAGACCUGGAGGGCGUAGUGGAGCUUGAGCCGGAGAACGCAGACGCGCGCCAGAAACUGGCCGAGAUCCUGCGGCAGCUGAAAGCCAACAGAACCGCCGAGAAGGACCAGGCAGACAAAAUGCGCGGCUUCCUGCGCGGUGAGCGCUUGGAUGACACGGUGCCUAUCACGGAGGACGGAGGUGUUCGGAAGCUCCACUCGAACGAGAAUGCUCCGCUAUUCGCCUCGUGGAUCAAGCGGACCUGGCUUCAAGAGAAGAGUGGCGUAGCUGGCGUGGUGACGGCCCAUAUAGUGAUGAAGACGCAGGCAGGCAAGGAGUCACCUGGUUGGGUGAUCGACGAUUCCUCGAAGUCGGUUUUCCAUGCGUGGAACAGCGCGGGGAAGACUCUCCAGCUGUUCCCGAGCAGCAUGUUCAGGGCUGUAAGGUUGAGGUCAGGGCAUGCCCAUCGCCUGCUGAUAGCGACCACAAAAGUAGAUAAUUGUAAAACAGCCCUACGGUUCUCUUUGUGA
Messenger RNA from Symbiodinium pilosum, 657 nucleotides. The record is from the annotation of a GenBank genome assembly. NCBI's taxonomy places the organism in Eukaryota, Dinophyceae, Suessiales, Symbiodiniaceae.